AACUAUUUCCGCAAGUUUGGAGCCCGCGCCGCCGAAGAGAACAUAAAACCAGCCGCCUUCUUUGUUCUAUCACAUCGUGUUCAACUUUAGCUAAAGGAAGCACCAUGGCGGAUAAGAUUAGCAUGUCCCUGGACGACAUUAUCAAGAUGAACAAGAAGGGUGCCAGUGACGGCGGUUCGACUAGGCCGAGGGGAAGAUCAGACCGCGGCUUUGGGUCGUCGAGGCCGAUGCGGGGACGACAGAACAACUUCAACCGGGAUUCGUACCCCAGACCGACGCCGUACAGCAGGCCAAGAGAGUUGCCGGACAAAUGGCAGCACGACAUGUUCGAGGAUGAUUCAAGUAACAACGGCGUGCGCAGAAUAUCACCAGGCGUGGACAGAAGUGGAGACUCCAGCGGGAAGCUGUUGGUUUCCAAUUUGGACUUUGGUGUGUCUGACACAGAUAUUCAGGAGCUGUUUGCAGAUUUUGGAGCGUUGAAGAAAGCAACUGUCCAUUAUGAUCGCUCUGGUCGUAGCAAAGGAACUGCAGACGUACAUUUUGAAAAGACGGCAGAUGCGCUAAAGGCAAUGAAGCAUUACAAUGGAGUUCCACUCGACGGUCGGCCCAUGAAGAUCCAGCAGGUCAUGUCAGACUCGUACAGUAACAGCGGCAGCACUGGAGGUGGAUUCGACAGAAGCAGACUUGGGAAGCCCACGUUUGAAAGGAGUGACAGAGGUGAAAGGAGAUGGGGAGGAGGUCGUGGAGGAUCCAGAGGCCGGGGGCGGGGAAACGGAAGCAGACCUCAGAUGUCGGCAGAAGAGUUGGAUGCUGAAUUGGAUGCUUAUAAUGCUAAGAUGGACACCAGCUAGAAGAAUGCUGCGACCUGAUCUCUGUUUCGACUUAUAAGCAAACAUGCAACCUGUGAUUCAAUUUAUUUUAUGGACCACCAUGUUGUAUUUAAAUGUAUUUUUUUUAUUUUUUUUUUAUUUUUAUUUUUUGGAAGUCUGAUGUUCUAGGAUAUAUCUGUACUUUCUUUUUUUUCUUUUGAAAUGAAAUUGCUUUUCAUAGGAUUGUAACAUUGUCUGUUUUUAAAGAAUCAAUUGAACAUAAUUCAGUGGUUUGGUACAAUGUUUAUUUUGUUACUGUAAAUCAACACCGAUAUGGUAAUAGAUACUUGAUAUCUGGACAUGUUUUAAAGUUUUGUACAUAAAAAAAUCUCUCAAUUGU
Messenger RNA from Synchiropus splendidus (mandarinfish), 1209 nucleotides. RefSeq names its product THO complex subunit 4-A-like. Gene Ontology annotation, molecular function: mRNA binding. The transcript has 6 exons. Gene Ontology annotation, biological process: mRNA export from nucleus. NCBI's taxonomy places the organism in Eukaryota, Metazoa, Chordata, Actinopteri, Syngnathiformes, Callionymidae. Bases 105 to 851 code for a protein of 248 amino acids. The record is from RefSeq and is a predicted model, not a curated record. Gene Ontology annotation, cellular component: nucleus.